UUUUUCUGUGUAUUUCGAAAAUACAGUUCUUCGCUUCGUCGUAUCCGUAAGAUUUGCCAUCGAAUGUCAGCGUUUUAUACCGAAGUUUGAAGGACGUGGUCUUUGAUUUACCGUAUUCUAUUAGUUUUUUUCUUAUGUUGCGCGUUGUUUGACAAAAAUCUUCGCUCAUUGCUAUGUCAGUGCUCUUUAGCAAACCUCGUUUUGAAAAAACCAGCUCUCUCUUUUUAAAUGUUUCAAAUUUCGUUAUAAGUGGUCGAGCUUUCGCUGAAUCAUAGCGUCCUAUUCUGUGAGCGCGGCAUAUAUCAGAACUUGUGACAUCAAUUUGGAUAGUAUUAGUCAGGAGGUUGAUGAUCUUUUUUUCCGAUUCCGAAGAAGUUUCAUCUGCGGCAUCUGGAAUUCCAUAAAAGACAAGAUUGUUUCUCCGCGAUCGAUCCUCUGCGUCAUCAAGACGCGAAUGCAUAUUACUAGUGUCUUUUUCAAGGCGCUCAACAGUGGUGCGUAGUUCUUUCAUUUCAUGCUGCCAGUGCUCGAAAACGGAGGUUUGGUUUUCAACUUUCGCCAGUCUGUCCUUUAUUUCGUUCAUUGAUUCUGAAACUGACUGUUGUUGUUCUUUUAACACAGAUACGGUGUCCAAUAUUGUUGUUUGCGCUGAUUCCAUUCUUUUUGUACGUUCGUUCAAAUCCUUCAUCGUUUUCACUAGUUCUGCUAAGUUGUCAGGACCUGGGUUGCUUUCUACAUCCCCACAAAGAAGUAGUAGCAAAGAACAAAAAGGCAAGAGAACGGCUUGUGGGCACGGAAGCACAACAAUAAAGGGUUCAUCAGAUCGGAAGCUACGACAAGGCAGUUUAGAAAGGUAACUAACCUGCAAGACGAAAAGACAGGUGCGUAAGCCUUUGGCUGUUCUUUCCAUCGCGCUUCCGUGCCCACUGCAGUGAUAGUGCUCGAUGCUGGGUCUUAUCCUAUCCGGACGAGAUGACGUUGAUGUCGCAGCUGCGCACUGGUGGUGCUGCAGGUGGCGCUCGACGAUGUUGGUCAGGUCCCAGCAAGCUGUUUCUGGCAGGUCUGGUGAAGGGGCAACAGCACAGAUUCCGUCCGAUAAUGGAAGAUCCGGGGAAGGGGCGGCUUCACGAAUUCCGUCCGAGAGCGCGAAGCUUUCCCGUAGACCAGCCACUGGUACGCCGGCCGCGAAAACAGCGACGUACUGCAAGACGAAAAGACAGGUGGCGCUCGACGAUGUUGGUCAGGUCCCAGCAAGCUGUUUCUGGCAGGUCUGGUGAAGGGGCAACAGCACAGAUUCCGUCCGAUAAUGGAAGAUCCGGGGAAGGGGCGGCUUCACGAAUUCCGUCCGAGAGCGCGAAGCUUUCCCGUAGACCAGCCACUGGUACGCCGGCCGCGAAAACAGCGACGUACUGCAAGACGAAAAGACAGGUGGCGCUCGACGAUGUUGGUCAGGUCCCAGCAAGCUGUUUCUGGCAGGUCUGGUGAAGGGGCAACAGCACAGAUUCCGUCCGAUAAUGGAAGAUCCGGGGAAGGGGCGGCUUCACGAAUUCCGUCCGAGAGCGCGAAGCUUUCCCGUAGACCAGCCACUGGUACGCCGGCCGCGAAAACAGCGACGUACUGCAAGACGAAAAGACAGGUGCGUAAGCCUUUGGCUGUUCUUUCCAUCGCGCUUCCGU
Messenger RNA from Rhipicephalus microplus (southern cattle tick), 1676 nucleotides. RefSeq lists its product as uncharacterized. NCBI's taxonomy places the organism in Eukaryota, Metazoa, Arthropoda, Arachnida, Ixodida, Ixodidae. The record is from RefSeq and is a predicted model, not a curated record.